AUGCAUCACUUGGAAAGAUGUAGGCAGUUAAUAAAUAACACGAUCCUGAAGCAAGCAGUACGUCGGUUAGAACCUGCCAUCUCGAUUGUACACCGUACCGUAACUAGUCAACCGAAUCGUGAGGCAUUUUUACGUGCAAUACAGAAUGCACCCUGUGGAAGAACAUUUUCCCCAACCCAGAAACAAUUACGCCAGUUGCACGCCGAACAACGAGCACUGCUGCGUAUGCUGUGCGAUUCGACCUCAAUACCGGCGUAUGUGUUUUCACGCCAUUUGCACACAACGGUUGGCAAUCGAGACAAACAACAGCCCCAGAAACAGAAACCAACGGAUCGGGACGGUGACCCGAACCGGGGCAACAAAAAGGAUGACGAAGAUGGAGAUAAGGAGAAGAUGAUGUCGGUGGUAACGAAAACGCUCAUCUGGAUGAUUACGAUCUAUCUGCUGGUUGGCUUCCUGUCGAUGGUGUUACCAUCACGCAAUCGGCCCGAAUCGGCCACCCGUUACGUCAGCUGGCACGAGUUCGUCCAUCAUAUGUUAGCGGUGGGCGAGGUGAAGGAGGUGGUGGUGCACCCGGACAUGGAGAUGGUGACGAUCAUACUGCAUGAUGGGGCGAUCGUUAAAGGGCGCCGUGUACAGUCGAACAUCUUCCACAUGGCGGUGGCCGACGUGAACAAGUUCGAGGAGAAGCUGCGAUCGGUCGAACAGCGGCUCGGCGUAACGGAGGGUGUUUCGGUGCAGUUUGAACGCAGCGGCGAUGUGAGUGGGCGGAUUUUGUUCACCCUGUUUGCGACCGGUGUGAUUAUUGCGCUGCUAAGUCGCAUAAGGGGCGGCCGCGGUCCGAUCUCGAUGGACAGCUUCACGCAGAUGGGGCGCGCCAAGUUUACGCUGGUCGAUCCGAUUGAAGGCGGACGGGGCGUAUGGUUCCGAGACGUGGCCGGAUUGCAGGAGGCGAAGCAAGAGGUGAUGGAGUUUGUCGACUAUCUGAAAUCACCCGGGCGCUAUCAAAGGUUGGGUGCGAAGGUGCCAAAGGGGGCCCUACUACUUGGACCACCCGGUUGUGGCAAGACGUUGCUAGCGAAAGCAGUUGCGACGGAGGCACACGUGCCCUUUCUCAGCAUGAACGGAUCCGAGUUUAUCGAGAUGAUCGGUGGACUGGGCGCGGCACGUGUGAGAGAUUUGUUCAAGGAGGCGAAGAAACGUUCACCCUGCAUUAUCUACGUGGACGAGAUCGAUGCAAUCGGGCGGCAGCGUGAGGGAGGAUCGGCUGGCACAGGUGGUAUGAAUUCGGGCGAGUCUGAACAAACCCUCAACCAGUUGCUAGUCGAAAUGGAUGGCAUGGCAAGCAAGGAAGGUGUGCUGAUGCUAGCCAGCACAAACCGGGCCGACAUCCUCGACAAGGCACUGCUCCGUCCGGGUCGCUUCGAUCGGCACAUACUGAUUGAUCUGCCCAACCUAGCCGAACGAAAGGAGAUCUUCGAGAAGCAUCUGUCCGGAAUUGCGCUGGAGCAACCGCCCGCAACCUACUCGAGCCGUUUGGCUACCCUUACGCCCGGGUUUUCCGGAGCAGAUAUCGCAAACGUCUGCAAUGAGGCGGCACUGCACGCUGCCCGUACCAAUCAGAAGAUGGUACGGACGGCAAACCUGGAGUACGCCGUGGAACGGUUGGUCGGUGGUACGGAAAAACGGUCCCACGCGCUGUCACCAACCGAACGGCGGGUGAUUGCUUUCCACGAGUCGGGCCACGCACUCGUCGGGUGGAUGCUACCGAACUCGGACGUGCUGCUCAAGGUGACGAUUGUUCCCCGGACCAGCUUGGCGCUCGGGUUCGCCCAGUACACCCCCAAGGAGCAGAAGCUGUACACACGCGAACAACUGUUCGACAAGAUGUGCAUGGCGCUUGGUGGCCGUGCUGCGGAAAAUCUCACCUUCAACCGUAUCACCACCGGUGCCCAAAACGACCUCGAAAAGGUUACCAAAAUGGCGUACGCACAGAUUAAAUACUUUGGCAUGAACAAAAGCGUGGGCCCAAUUGCGUUCGCCGAGGAGAGCGAUAACGACCCGUAUGCGGAAAAACCUUAUUCGAAGAGCUUGGGCAAUCUGAUCGAUUUUGAGGCUAGGAAGAUGAUUACCGAAGCGUACGAACGCACGGAACAGAUUUUAAGUGACAACUCGGACAAGUUGAACCGGCUGGCAGAGGCACUGCUCGAGAAGGAAACGCUCAACUACGACCAAGUGGUAGAGUUAAUUGGUCCGCCAAGAUAUGAUGAUGCGAAGCGUAAAAUCGAACCAGUCGAUUUCGAGGACAGUCUGAAACGGCUAGCCCAGAACGGAACAGAGGAGAAGUGA
This is a messenger RNA of Anopheles marshallii, 2349 nucleotides long. RefSeq names its product paraplegin (gene Spg7). Gene Ontology annotation, biological process: protein-containing complex assembly; mitochondrial protein processing. The record is from RefSeq and is a predicted model, not a curated record. The transcript is spliced from 2 exons. Gene Ontology annotation, molecular function: ATP binding; ATP-dependent peptidase activity; metalloendopeptidase activity. NCBI's taxonomy places the organism in Eukaryota, Metazoa, Arthropoda, Insecta, Diptera, Culicidae. Gene Ontology annotation, cellular component: membrane; m-AAA complex. Bases 1 to 2349 code for a protein of 782 amino acids.